UUUUUUUUUUUUUGUAUUAAUAUGAAGUUAUUAAGUGUGAAGAUUUCAUUUAUUUUCGAUAAAGUUUCGUUAUAGAUAUAAUAUAAUAUAUAAAAAUUUUUUUUUUAAUACUUCAAAGGUAACUUAGGUUACUUAUCUUCAUUGCUAUAUAGACUGUGAUAGUAUAAUAGACUAUUUCAUAUACUAUAUUUUCCAAAUAGCUAUCCUUUUUUUCUUCUUUAGAACUAUUGCUUCUAACGAAAGUUUUUUAUUAAAAAGGAACCUUUUUAAAAAUUUAUUUUUUAUUGAAAAAGAAAACAAAAUGCGUAAAGCGUUUGCAUUUUUAACUUCUUCAUUAUCAAGUAUUAAUAAAUAUUCAAAAGAAGCGAAAACCUCUACACAAACUACUUCACCUAACAUACAAAAAGAAAAUAAUAAAUCACAAAUAAUUACAUCAAACAUUAAAGAUGACAAAAAUGAAAAUCUUAUAAAAAAAAAUAAUAAUGAUGUCAAUCCCUUAAACAAAAGAAAAAAAAAUAUUUCUAAUGAUUUAAAAAAACCUACUUUAAAAAAAUCACCACAAGAAAUAAAAAAAUUAGAAUCCACAAGGAAAACGUCAAGUAGAACUGACUCUUCAACUAUCGUAACUACGUUAAAACACUCAUCAUCAAAUCGUCGGAAAAAAUUAUCUGUAAUAAAAAAAAGCGAUGAUGGUGAUGGUGAAAGUGAGAAUGCGAGUGAUAGUAAUAUUGAUAACGAAGAGGAAGAUAAUGACGACGACAAUGUUCCAUUGGGAUUACGUUUUCACCAUUCUCGAUCUAUAAGCUCCAAUUAUCCACCUCUUCACGCGAAUUAUAUCAACCUAGACCUCGUCAUUUUAGAGAGCGAAAAUUUUCAUCUUCGGCUUCAUCAUCGUCAUCGGCGAGCGUUGAUAGUAAUGGCAGCAGAUAUUAUAGAAAAUAUAAUGCGAAUAUUACACGUUUCAAGUAGUGGUAGUGGUGGUCCACCUACGCCCACAAGUAGAAGAUCUAGCAUAAUGUUUAAUUCUAAUGUUUAUGGUAGUAGGCCAAGUACUCCUUCUUCCGUUGGUAGUGGUUUCCCUUGUACUAUUUAAAAUUUUUUUAUCCUUGUAAAUUAAAAAACCAUGUCAUCAAAAGGAAUAAAGAAAACCAAAUUGUAUAUCACUUUUCUUUUGGUCGAGAAAAAAUGAAUAAAAAUACGAGAUACAAUUAUGAUGUAUAUGGUAUAUAUGUAUUAAGCUGAACGUUAAUGGAUUCUAUUUACGUUCUAAGUAAUUAU
Molecule: messenger RNA, 1278 nt
Organism: Rhizophagus irregularis DAOM 181602=DAOM 197198
Lineage: Eukaryota; Fungi; Glomeromycota; Glomeromycetes; Glomerales; Glomeraceae
Source: RefSeq, a predicted model, not a curated record